CAUUCCAUCAUCACAUCACUUGCAACCAUUCAGAAUACAAUAUGAAGCAGUUUAUUGCAUUAUUAGCUGUUUUUGGAUUUGCUGCCUGUGCUAGAUUGGAACACCUUACUAAUAAUAACCGAUAUUUACCGCCAAAGGAUCAAAGAAGUAACAUUCCAAAUCCUCAGCCGCACACAAGACCUACCUCUAGCCAGCGUCCCGGAAAAGGCCCUGCUCCAUCUGAUAGGCAUCCAUCAGCAGCACAACAUGGUCCUACCCCGCAAGGAAAUUUUCAACCACCAAUUCCAAUUUUACGAUACGACAGCAGUAACGACGGUGCAGGAAACUAUCACUUUGCAUAUGAGACGGGGAAUGGAAUUCAGGCAGAAGAGCAAGGUCAACUGAAAAAUCCUGGUAGUGAGAAUGAAGCAGAAGCUGUUCAAGGAUCAUUUUCAUAUCCCUCACCUGACGGCCAACAAAUUGUUCUGCACUAUAUUGCUGAUGAAAACGGUUUCCAACCAAGUGGAAACCAUUUGCCUACACCACCGCCUAUUCCAGAAGAAAUUCAGAGAGCGUUAGAACAGAAUCAAGCUGAAGAAGCUCAAGGUAUUUUCGAAAACGGCCAAUACAGAGCAGAGCAUCACGGCGACCAGUCGCAACAGUACAAUCAACAUAGCGGACCUCAACAACAGUACUUACCCCCCAAAUAGAAAUUAUUAAUAAUUAAAUGAAUACUUUA
Molecule: messenger RNA, 718 nt
Organism: Agrilus planipennis (emerald ash borer)
Lineage: Eukaryota; Metazoa; Arthropoda; Insecta; Coleoptera; Buprestidae
Product: pupal cuticle protein 20-like
Exons: 2
Coding region: 42-689 (215 amino acids)
Cellular component (GO): chitin-based extracellular matrix
Molecular function (GO): structural constituent of chitin-based larval cuticle
Source: RefSeq, a predicted model, not a curated record